Molecule: messenger RNA, 411 nt
Organism: Stylophora pistillata
Lineage: Eukaryota; Metazoa; Cnidaria; Anthozoa; Scleractinia; Pocilloporidae
Source: RefSeq, a predicted model, not a curated record
AGCCGUUAAACUUGACUCCAGUUAAAACUGACCGCGUGCCGCGUGUAAGGAGUAAGUGAGUCGUUUGAACAUUUUCCCAUCAAGAUGGACAAAAUACUGCUUCUGCUUGGAUGUGUGGCUCUAUUUGGCCUUGCUCAAGGUUACACUUUGCGAGACAUGCUACGCGAGCGAGCUUUGAGACGCUACGAGGCAUAUGAUACAAACGACUAUCUAGCCACCAAAUACCAGAGGGAAUAUGAUGCCUUGAGAGCUAGAGCUCUAAGGACAUUACGAGAAUUCCAUCUGAGGCACAUGUUUGACGCAAACUUCAGAAUGGACGAAGAACACGAUCCAGAGACAAACGGAAUUUUCGUUGGGCAUAGACAGGAAUUGAAGAAUGUUGAAAUUCUUUUGGGAUUUGAACUGUUUUGA